This is a messenger RNA of Balaenoptera musculus (blue whale), 1788 nucleotides long. It is a transcript of the gene GHSR, whose product is annotated as growth hormone secretagogue receptor. Lineage: Eukaryota; Metazoa; Chordata; Mammalia; Artiodactyla; Balaenopteridae. Gene Ontology annotation, biological process: hormone-mediated signaling pathway; G protein-coupled receptor signaling pathway. The record is from RefSeq and is a predicted model, not a curated record. The transcript has 2 exons. Gene Ontology annotation, cellular component: plasma membrane. Gene Ontology annotation, molecular function: growth hormone secretagogue receptor activity. The coding region runs from base 54 to 1154 and encodes 366 amino acids.
UCCAGCCUCUCAGUGCAGCCGCAUCCCAAAGCCAGUUAAGCAGGGCCGGCAGCAUGUGGAACGCGACGCCGAGCGAGGAGCCGGGGCCCAACCUCACGCUGCCGGACCUGGGCUGGGACGCUGCCCCUGACAACGACUCGCUGGUCGACGAGCUGCUGCCGCUCUUCCCCGCGCCGCUGCUGGCGGGCGUCACAGCCACCUGCGUGGCGCUCUUCGUGGUGGGCAUCGCGGGCAACCUGCUCACCAUGCUGGUGGUGUCGCGCUUCCGCGAGCUGCGUACCACCACCAACCUCUACCUGUCCAGCAUGGCCUUCUCCGACCUACUCAUCUUCCUCUGCAUGCCCCUCGACCUCGUCCGCCUCUGGCAUUACCGGCCCUGGAACUUGGGUGACCUGCUCUGCAAACUCUUCCAGUUCGUCAGCGAGAGCUGCACCUACGCCACGGUGCUCACCAUCACCGCGCUGAGCGUCGAACGCUACUUCGCCAUCUGCUUCCCGCUGCGGGCCAAGGUGGUGGUCACCAAGGGCCGGGUGAAGCUGGUCAUCCUGGUCAUCUGGGCCGUGGCCUUCUGCAGCGCCGGGCCCAUCUUCGUGCUGGUCGGGGUGGAGCAUGAGAACGGCACCGACCCUCGGGACACCAACGAGUGCCGCGCCACGGAGUUCGCGGUGCGCUCGGGACUGCUCACCGUCAUGGUGUGGGUGUCCAGCGUCUUCUUCUUCCUCCCUGUUUUCUGCCUUACUGUGCUCUACAGCCUCAUCGGCAGGAAGCUGUGGAGGAGGAGACGCGGCGAGGCAGCGGUGGGCGCCUCGCUCAGGGACCAGAACCACAAACAAACCGUGAAGAUGCUGGCUGUAGUGGUUUUUGCUUUCAUCCUCUGCUGGCUGCCCUUCCAUGUAGGGCGAUAUUUAUUUUCCAAAUCCUUCGAGCCUGGCUCCUUGGAGAUUGCUCAGAUCAGCCAAUACUGCAACCUCGUCUCCUUCGUCCUCUUCUACCUCAGCGCCGCCAUCAACCCCAUUCUGUACAACAUCAUGUCCAAGAAGUACCGGGUGGCAGUGUUCAAACUUCUGGGAUUUGAACCCUUCUCGCAGAGGAAGCUCUCCACUCUGAAGGAUGAAAGUUCUAGGGCCUGGACAGAAUCUAGUAUUAAUACAUGACCAAGCACAUUGCUCAGCAAAGUCAUUGCUUAUUAUUCUAAACCGGAAGCCAUAGCACAGCAGAACUUGGGAGGAAGUUGAAGGUUAAUUUUGGAAUUAGGGACACAUAGGUCUGGAAACAAUUGGGGGGAAAGAAAAGACAGAAUUUGUAAUGUGUGAGCAGUUUGAUUUGAUUGCACACUCAUCAGUGCUCUCAUACACGAUUUCUGCAUAUUCACUGCCUAUGAUUUUUGCAUUCUGCUGUUGGUGCUAGCAAGGGCUCUGCAAUUCAGAGAAGGGAGGUGGUGUAGAGAGGGCAAUUAGGUCACUUCUUACUAGACAAAUUCUAACUCUGAUUUCUUUUUCAUAAUGAUAAAAUUUUUUUGAUUAAAAGAAUGACAUUAAAAUAAAAAAUUUAAAACAUGACUUUCAAAAACGAGCAAUUUUCAUAGAGCACCAAAUCAGUGCUGUCCAGGAGAAAUAUAGUACAAGGUACUUAAGUAAUUAAUAUAAAAAUUAUUAAUGAGAAUUUUACAUUCUUUUUUUAUACAAAGUCUUUGAAAUCUGGUUUGUCUCAGAUUUUCAGCUCAUCUUAAUUUGGACAUUGAGCGUUCAUCAGUAAUACUUGAUUUAUUGCGAUUUCAUAAACUUUGCA